AUGAAGUUGCCGCGUCACCGUGACCAAAGAGAGUUGCUGCGUCAUCAUGAAGUAACAAAGUUGCCGCGUCACCAUGACCAAAGAGAGUUGCUGCAUCAUCAUGAAGUAACAAAGUUGCCGCGUCACCAUGACCAAAGAGAGUUGCUGCAUCAUCAUGAAGUAAUAAAGUUGCCGCGUCACAGUGACCAAAGAGAGUUGCUGCAUCAUCAUGAAGUAACAAAGUUGCUGCGUCACCAUGACCAAAGAGAGUUGCUGCAUCAUCAUGAAGUAACAAAGUUGCCGCGUCACCAUGACCAAAGAGAGUUGCUGCAUCAUCAUGAAGUAACAAAGUUGCCGCGUCACCGUGACCAAAGAGAGUUGCUGCGUCAUCAUGAAGUAACAAAGUUGCCGCGUCACAGUGACCAAAGAGAGUUGCUGCGUCAUCAUGAAGUAACAAAGUUGCCGCGUCACAGUGACUAA
Messenger RNA from Homarus americanus (American lobster), 459 nucleotides. Its product is annotated as histidine-rich glycoprotein-like. Bases 1 to 459 code for a protein of 152 amino acids. The transcript has a single exon. The record is from RefSeq and is a predicted model, not a curated record. NCBI's taxonomy places the organism in Eukaryota, Metazoa, Arthropoda, Malacostraca, Decapoda, Nephropidae.